Messenger RNA from Meloidogyne enterolobii, 318 nucleotides. NCBI's taxonomy places the organism in Eukaryota, Metazoa, Nematoda, Chromadorea, Rhabditida, Meloidogynidae. The record is from the annotation of a GenBank genome assembly.
AUGAAUUUUUUUGUUUUAUUUCCAUUUUUGUUAAUUAAUUUUUGUUAUUUCACAAACGCCGAAAAAGUUCCAAUUCCAAAAUGCGACAGUACUAUGGAGGCUGAUUACGAUAAAGACUGCAAAUGUCUAGAAACUGAUUUUCCUACAUGUCUAAAAGCAUUAGUAUCUGCAGGAACGUGUACAAAAGAAAAUUACCCAACAAAUCCUAUUGAAAGACCGUGUUCUAAAAUGUAUUCUAAAUGUUCUUCAGCGAAAAAUGAUUGUGAAGCUGGUAUUUGCUCAUGCUUUGAAUCGCCCUGGCUAGAUUUGUUAAUGUGA